This is a messenger RNA of Thermothielavioides terrestris NRRL 8126, 2101 nucleotides long. RefSeq lists its product as uncharacterized. The coding region runs from base 206 to 1957 and encodes 583 amino acids. NCBI's taxonomy places the organism in Eukaryota, Fungi, Ascomycota, Sordariomycetes, Sordariales, Chaetomiaceae. The record is from RefSeq and is a predicted model, not a curated record. Gene Ontology annotation, molecular function: NADH dehydrogenase activity. The transcript is spliced from 2 exons.
CUCCCAGUUGCUGCUCCCUUAUCGUCGACGAGUCAUUGAAUAUCAGAUUUGCGGCGCUUAUUCCAAGAAAAAACCGCGAAACUUUCGUGCUCAGCACCUUCGUUUCUACCUACCAGUGUUGGUUUUCCAAAUCCCCUCCUGGGGUGUUCUUCCUGCCCGGUCUCUUCUGGCCGUCUCCUGCCUCUCGCGCGUUCCAAUUGAGCCGAUGGCGCCAUCGUCAAGGGCUCUGCGCCAGCUUGCGGCGCCCUCCUCGGGCGCCGCGCUGCUGCAGCAAUCACCGGCCGUUCCCCGAUUGUUCCUGCAGACAUCGUGCCGGACCGCUGGCGCAAGGCCGGUCUUUGGCAGCGCACAAGGCCCCGUCGCCCGGCAGUUCCGUCGCGGUUAUUCCAGCGAGACGCCGGCGCCGGCCCCGCCGCCGAGAAUGUCGCGGUUCCGCCGGAGGUUGAGAUGGACCUGGAGGCUGGGUUAUCUCUCGGCCAUCGCCGGCAUCGCCUACAUCGGCUACGGCGUUUACAAGGACAGGCACCCGGAGCCCCAGGUCGACCCAGAUCCGUCCAAGAAAACGCUCGUUAUCCUUGGAACCGGCUGGGGCUCUAUUUCGCUGCUCAAGCGCCUCGACACCGAGAACUACAAUGUCAUCGUCAUCUCGCCGCGCAACUACUUCCUCUUCACCCCCCUCCUCCCGUCGUGCACAAACGGCACGAUCGAGCACCGGUCCAUCAUGGAGCCGGUGCGGACCAUCCUCCGGCAGAAGAAGGGCCGCGUCAAGUUCUACGAGGCCGAGGCCAGCUCUAUCGACCCGGAGCGCAAGGUGGUGCGCAUCUUCGACAACUCGGAAAUUAGGGGUGACAUUACCGAGACCGAGGUUCCCUACGACAUGCUGGUGAUCGGCGUCGGCGCCGAGAACGCCACGUUCGGCAUCCCCGGCGUCCGCGAGCACUCUUGCUUCCUGAAGGAGAUCGGCGACGCGCAGAAGAUCCGCAAGCGCAUCAUGGACUGCGUCGAGACGGCCGCCUUCAAGGACCAGUCGCCCGAGGAGAUCGACCGUCUGCUGCACAUGGUCGUGGUCGGCGGCGGCCCGACGGGCGUGGAGUUCGCCGGCGAGCUGCAGGACUUCUUCGAGGAGGACAUAAAGAAGCUGGUGCCGGAGAUCAGCGACCGCUUCCGGGUGACGCUGAUCGAGGCGCUGCCCAGCGUGCUGCCCAUGUUCUCCAAGCAGCUGAUUGAGUACACCGAGAGCACGUUUAAGGAGGAGAAGAUUAACAUCCACACUAAGACGAUGGUCAAGAAGGUCACCGACAAGACGGUCGAGGCCGAGGUGACGCGGCCGGACGGCACGAAGGAGACGGUGGUGUUCCCCUACGGCCUGCUCGUCUGGGCCACGGGCAACGCGGUGCGGCCCGUGGUCAAGGACCUGAUGGCGCGCAUCCCCGCGCAGAAGAACUCGCGGCGCGGGCUGGCGGUGAACGAGUACCUGGUGGUGCAGGGCACGCGCGACAUCUGGGCGGUGGGCGACUGCGCGGUGGCGGGCUACGCGCCGACGGCGCAGGUGGCCAGCCAGGAGGGCAACUUCCUGGCGCGGCUGUUCAACAACAUGGCCAAGACGGAGGCGCUCGAGAGCAAGAUCCGCGAGCUCAGCUCGUCGCUGAACCUGCAGCCGGGCAACUCGGCGGCCAUCUCGCGCGAGAUCGAGGAGCACGAGCGCCAGCUGCGCCGCAUCAAGGACAUCAAGCCCUUCUACUACAGCCACCAGGGCAGCCUGGCCUACAUCGGCAGCGAGAAGGCCGUCGCCGACGUCACCUGGUUCAACGGCAACGUCGCCGCCGCCGGCAGCCUGACCUUCCUGUUCUGGCGCAGCGCCUACAUCAGCAUGUGCUUCAGCAUGCGCAACCGCCUGCUCGUCAUCAACGACUGGCUCAAGUCCAAGGUCUUUGGCCGCGACCUCUCGCGCGAGUAGGCGGCGGUGGGCUGUUGGGGGAGGAUCUGAUGUCGAUUUUUGAUCUGCCGGUUGGCUCUAAUCUAAGCACUGCAGCGGGCGAGCAGGCCUGAUUCUCUUUUUCUCUUUUUCUUCUCUUUCUUUCUUUUCUUUGUCUGCUCUGAU